Messenger RNA from Auanema sp. JU1783, 1272 nucleotides. The record is from the annotation of a GenBank genome assembly. Lineage: Eukaryota; Metazoa; Nematoda; Chromadorea; Rhabditida; Rhabditidae.
AUGCGCCCCAUGUAUGUAAGUAGACUUUCACAAAUCGGAAGGUUUGCUACGCAAGGGUUAAUAUCAAAGUACAGAAUCCCCAUCGCCUGCGACCAACAAAAUUUUUUACAUGUAGGUGUAUGUGUACGUUUUGCAUCAACUGAUGGUAGAAAGAUUGAGGAUACUCUUCGUAUGCUCAAAGAAGAUCUUCAUAGGCAACAUGAGGAGGCUAAACGUGUGAAACAAGUUACGGCUACUACUGAGAUCGCCAAAAAAUUAACUAUCAAAGAAAAAGUAAUUCAUGAGCUGAAGCAUUACUAUCAUGGCUUUCGAUUGUUGGCACUUGAAACAAAACUAAGCGCAAAAUAUGUUUGGAGGGUUCUUCGGGGUAACACCUUGUCUCGGAAGGAACGACAGCAAUUGGUUCGAACAGUUUCCGAUCUUUUCCGAUUAGUCCCGUUCUCAAUUUUUGUUAUUGUCCCGUUUAUGGAAUUAGCUUUGCCGUUGUUUAUUAAAUUAUUUCCAAAUAUGUUACCCAGCACCUUCCAAGAAAAUAGUAAAGAGGAAGAAAAAUUUCGAAAACAGGUCAAAGUUAAAGUUGAGAUGGCUAAGUUCCUACAGGAUACUAUUGAGGAAAUAGGUUUGAAAAGAAAAUCUAUUGCCAAUGCUGAUAGUGACUUGAACGCCCUGGACUUUGCACGCUUUAUUAAAAAAGCUCGCACGGAAGGAGGUUAUGUUUCUAAUCAAGAGCUGUUCAAGUUCUCCAAACUUUUCGAAGAUGAACUAACUUUAGAUAACUUGAGUAUGAGCCAAUUACGGUCCCUAUGUCGUCUUAUGGGUAUCCAACCUUUAGGGAGCCCCGAAAUUUUACGGUUCCAAUUAAAUAUGAAACUUAGAGAGCUUAAAGCAGAUGAUAGAGAAAUUGCUUUUGAAGGUGGAGUGGAAGCUUUAAACUCUCUUGAUCUACAACAAGCUUGUCGGGCUCGUGGAAUGCGUGCCCUGGGUUUGAGUGAAGACAGGCUACGGGAUCAGCUUAAACAAUGGCUAGAACUCUCGCUAAAUGAUAAUGUGCCACCAUCCCUCUUACUGUUAUCGAGGGCUUUAUAUUUACCGGAGGAUAUAAAUUUUGCUGAUCGAUUAAAAGCCCUUGUACAGAAUCUACCUGAUGCAAUUGCUGAGCAAACGCGUCAGAAGCUCACCGAAAUAGAAGGUGGUCAAGUAGAUUAUAAAGCUAGGAUUGAUCUGAUUAAAAUUAUUGAAGAAGCAAUUGCUCAGGAAAAAGCUAUCAAGUAA